AUGGACUUAACCUCCAAUCCCACCGCCUCUACAAGUCCUGAUGAUGCUGAAAACGAUUUGAAUCCCUUAUCCUUAACCAACGGCGCAUUCAAUAAUCACCUCCGUCCGACUCCGCUGCCACCAACGGUGACGUAUAAAGAAUGUUUGAAGAACCAUGCAGCCAGCUUGGGUGGGCAUGCUGUGGACGGUUGUGGAGAGUUCAUGCCUUCACCUUCGGCCACCGCCACAGAUCCCACAUCGCUAAAAUGCGCUGCUUGUGGCUGCCACCGCAACUUCCAUCGCCGUGAACCUGAAGAAACCUCCACCGCCACCCCCCAUUUUCUUGAUUUCCGCCACCACCCUCCGCUGCCACCUAUCGGGUCUUCUCCCUCUCCCUCCCCUUCCCCGCCACCACCACAACCAUCAAAAACUCCCUCAUAUGCACCCCGCAUGUUCCUCUCCCUCAGCACCGCCUUGCCGGAGGACCACCAACAGGCACCGGUAACGCCGACAGCAUUCAAAACCGAUAAUCUAAACGGCGGCAGGAAGCGGUCGAGGACGAAAUUCAGCCAGGGUCAGAAGGAAAAAAUGUAUUCUUUUUCAGAGAAGCUGGGGUGGAAAUUGCAGAAAUCCGAUGAGGCGGCAGUGGAAGAGUUCUGCCACCAGAUUGGCGUCACUAGAGGUGUACUCAAGGUUUGGAUGCACAACAACAAGAACACCUUUGCAAAAAGAGAAACGAACACCACCACCACCACCACCCCCAUCAGCAACGAUAAUAUUGUUAAUGAUGAUGAAAACAAGAAUACUAAUAGGUCUUCUUCAUCAUCUUGA
Molecule: messenger RNA, 810 nt
Organism: Fraxinus pennsylvanica
Lineage: Eukaryota; Viridiplantae; Streptophyta; Magnoliopsida; Lamiales; Oleaceae
Source: the annotation of a GenBank genome assembly